Miscanthus lutarioriparius is the source of this 2070-nucleotide messenger RNA. NCBI's taxonomy places the organism in Eukaryota, Viridiplantae, Streptophyta, Magnoliopsida, Poales, Poaceae. The record is from the annotation of a GenBank genome assembly.
AUGGCUCGGGCACCACAUGGAAAGUACACUGCUGAAGAUCUGCUUGACGAGCACGAGUACAGUGUCCUCAGGCACAAGGCGAAGAAUGGAAAUGAUGAUCGCUCCCCAGCGGGGGUGAGAGCCAAAGUCCUGAAGCCUUUGCGUGCUGCCACAAGCAGGAUGUCCAACCUGCUUCCUGGGAACAGGGAGCUACUUCGCCAGCUGAAUGAACUCAAGAGCAUCUUAGCAAAAGUCAAGGACUUCCGUCAGCUUCUUGGGUUACCAGCUCUAGGUGGCAUUAGAGAUGUGCCAACAGCAGCUGUCCCUUUGACAACAUCACUGCCCCCUCCAAAAGUGUUUGGUCGCGACUCCGAUCGCAAUCAUAUAAUAGAUCUUCUUACAAACAAGGAUAACUCAGCUGGCUACUCUGGUGUGGCCAUUGUUGCCCAUGGAGGAGCAGAAAUCAGAGACGAGCAUCUGCGUGCAGAGCUAGAUGGGAUUGCAGAGAAGAUUGCUAAACAGCUUGGACAAUCUCCUUUGGCAGCACAAGUUCUGGGUUCUCAGCUAAGCAGGAAUAAAGAUCUCACCACAUGGAAAGAUGCUCUAAAGAUUAGAAACUUAAGCGGACCCAGGAGAGCUCUAUUGUGGAGUUAUGAGAAGUUAGAUCCACGCCACCAGAGGUGCUUUCUGUAUUGCAGCUUAUUUCCAAAAGGCCACAAGUAUUCAGUUGAGGAGUCGCUUUAUCUAUGGAUAGCAGAGGGACUUGUUGAUUCACGCAACCAAGAUAAGAGAAUGGACGAUAUUGGAAGGGAAUACAUCAAUGAGAUGGUCUCUCGUUCGUUCUUUCAAACUUCUGAAAGUUUAUAUGGUACAAGAUUGUAUGCUGUACAUGAUCUCCUACAUGACUUGGCAGAGGAGCUGUCUAGAGAGGACUGCUUCAGACUAGAAGAUGAUAAUGUGACAGAAAUAGCAUGUGCUAUUCGACAUUUAUCUGUUCGUGUAGAGAGUAUGAAGAAGCACAAGCAAAGUAUCUGCAAGAUCCAAAAUUUACGCACUGUUAUCUGCAUCGACCCCCUUGUAGAUAAUGUAAGUGAUAUUUUCCAUGAGGUACUGCAGAAUUUGAAGAAAUUACGUGUAUUGUAUUUGUGCUCUUAUGAUGGAAGGAAGUUACCUCAAUCUGUUGCUGAUCUGAAGCAUCUUCGGUAUUUGAACCUCAUUAGAACUUCAAUUUCUGAACUGCCUGGGUCAUUGUCCACUCUCAGCCACUUACAGAUACUUCUCUUCAAUUUUAAAGUUAAGAGCCUGCCUGAUAAAAUUUGCAAUUUAAGUAACCUACAGCAUCUGGGAGCAUAUCUUGAUGAAUACUAUGGUUAUCCAGUUGAAGAAGGGGCCCCUCCGAUUCCUUACAUGGGCAAGCUAAUUUCACUACAGGAACUUCAAAAAUUUAGUGUGCGUAGGCUGAAGGGAUAUGGUUUGGGACAGCUGAGGGACAUUAAUAAUCUUGGUGGCAUCUUAAGUAUCACAAAUCUUGAGAAUGCCACUGGAAAAGUGGAAGCCUUAGAGUCGAAGCUCCAUCAGAAAAGGCAUCUUGAGGGAUUGCGUCUGAACUGGAGUUUUGACAAUGACUUGCGCGGAGAAGAUAGUUCUCAUUUGGAUGUUCUUGAAGGGCUGAUGCCUCCGCCUGGGUUAAAGUUUCUUCUCAUUUGGGGUUACAAAUCUUCUGCAUAUCCAAGCUGGUUACUCAAUGGUUCCUACUUUGAUAAUUUGAAUAGAUUUUGUCUGUACAAUUGUAGUUCUUUACAAUAUCUACCACCCAAUGCAGAGCUCCUCAGGCAUUGCUCUCAUCUGUCACUUAGACAUGUCCCAAAUCUGAAGACACUACCGUGCCUCCCGAGGCACCUUGAAUUUCUCCAAAUUGCAGAGUGCACAUUGCUUAUGUUUGUUUGCAAUGAUAAGCUGGAACAACAUGACGAAAAGGAAAGCAUGAUGAAAACAGAUAAUCUGGCAUCCCGACUUGCUUUGAUCUGGGAACUGGAUUCAGGGUCAAGUUCUCGAAUUAAAAAACAAUAUUGGAAGAGCAUUCAUAUCUGA